Dermacentor silvarum is the source of this 3875-nucleotide messenger RNA. RefSeq lists its product as uncharacterized. The transcript is spliced from 4 exons. The record is from RefSeq and is a predicted model, not a curated record. Bases 223 to 789 code for a protein of 188 amino acids. Lineage: Eukaryota; Metazoa; Arthropoda; Arachnida; Ixodida; Ixodidae.
UCUCGCAGAGCCGCCGCGGUCACUUGAAGGAACGGGCUCGGCGACGCACCACGAGCCGAACGUUGGUCCACUUUCGUCCGCAAUACGCAAUGCGUUUCCGGGAUACAUAGGAAGAUUGUGCUCGUGUGUAGCAGUAUACGGGUUCUUUGGCCUCGUCACAAAGCAAGUUCAACAGCCUGCCGGUGCGCGUUUCUGUGCAGUCACCAUAUUCGAGCUGUUACCAUGGGCCUCUUCACUGGCGCUGUGUAUUUCUUCGCCGUCGCGAUGGUAGCGUCCUCCAGACCCGCGAACAAGACCUGCAACGAGACCCUCGAGCAGCAGGUGCACGAAGCCGGCUGCCGGCUGGUUGGCCGGCUGCCAGACCGGUGGCUGCUUCGUUUCGACUCGGUCGGGGGCAGUAACGAGUCUGUGCCGGUUCUGGCACUCGUGUUCGGCCUGGCUGACCCCACAACCCACAUCGAAAGCAGCAAGUGCUCGUCCGAGAUGACCGCCGCACUGGCGAUGCAGGGCAUGGCCAAGGUGGCGCUGCCCGAGUCCACGGCGCGCGUCUUCUUCGCAGCCAAGGCCAAGGUCACCGCAGAACUAUCAUGGCCUGGACCUCUAGUGGACGAGCUCUCAGUGGGUGCCUGGGAGCUUAUGGACAGCUCACACGACGAGGUGGAGACAACGAAGGAUGCUGAAUUCCUGCUGCGGGUGACUCGCGAGGCGGCGGUUACAGCGAUCCGCCGGCAGCUGCCUCGACUUCUGCUGAAGGUGUUGAAACCCCGGUCGCCAACGAUAAUGCAGUAGCACCGCCACAUCGCGUGCGGAGCGCCGCCUAAAUGAUGCAGCAGAAAUGACUAGAUCUCAUUCACUGCGCGAAUUUCGCAUGAGUGACGUUGCGCAGCGCGAAGUGAGAUUGGCCUAACUUCUGUGUUCCUUUAAAGGAACCUGAUUGCUUUAGGAGCUGUUGUGGCAUAACAAACAACAUGUGCUCCUGCUGAUAAUAGUAAGUCUACUGUUUGGAGCAAGAGUUUGGUAAAGUACUGUUUUAGAUGCACCGCGCUGUAGUGACUGUGAACUGGCUUUAAUGAAUAUACAAUGCAAAGCAUUGACGCCAGUACGUAGCAAACGGGUCCUUAGCAAUGUUUAGCUGUUUUCUUGGCAUCGGUGUCGUGAAGUGACUGUUUUAUUCCAUAGAUUCUGCAUGAUGCAACCAAAAAUACUAGAGUUUGACUUGACUAAAUGUAACUAUUUUUUAAAAAUAAUGUAAGGCACAAGGAAUGAAACCGCGUACAAUGACUCAAAAUACGACAUUUGAACUUGAGUUCAUGUGAAAACCCGGAUAUUGUGGAAGUCCAGUCGAAAAUGCGAGUAAGAAACAUCAACAGAUGCAAUGUUGGUCUUCAACUCCUCCGCGACAUAUGGUUGGCGUUGCCUUCAACGGAACGUACCUGGUGUAUUCGAAAAAAAAAUGCAAACACCUGACAGACUAAAGUGGGAACAGUCUUAGUCCUGUGUUUUCGAUGUUUGCCGAGUCAUGUCGCCUUGACAACAGGUCGGGCUAACAACCAUUUUGCGUAAUAUAGGUGGAAUCACGUGAUUAAAAGUUGCCGCGUUCACCCAAAUGGCAGCUUGCGAGAAACUAAUCUCUGUUGUAAUAAUGCCCUGCCACUGCGUUCUCUUUCACUUGUUCUUUUAAUUGUGAAUAAUUUGUUUGCUGAGGGGUUUGUACAAUUUUUACAAGGCGAAUGUUUCUUCAAACGAAUCCGACAAGGUGGCUUACUGUUUUGCGCUAUUAUUUCUGGUGUAUUUUGUCAAUUAUUGGGUGUUUCACGAAUACUAAAAAAACGCUACGAUAUACUCUGUUAUUAGAGGCGAUAUAUAUUCCUGCACUACCACUUUACAAAUGUUUUGUACGAAAAAUAUUUUUUUCUUCAUUUUAACAGCCAUUGCAGGUGCGGAACGUGACAUGAAAUGAACACCACGAGCACAUUUUCGAUAGCUUUACCGUGUAUUCCGCCAUCAAUGUAAUUUAACUUACGAAGGCACGGAACCAUUAUUAUACGUCGGUAAAUGUAUAUCUUUAUCGUAUUAUCGUUCUUAUGGAGACUCUCAGCUGUGCUUGUCAGUUUACAUGAACCUAUCGCGAAUUGCAGCCAUCAAACCACGGUAAAUUUGUGGAUGGGCGCUUCUAGCCAUUGAACACGAUUUGCGUACGAUCCAGUGUCUGUAAGAUAUGUCACCGACUCAAACAAAGCAGAUGCAUUUUAUCAGUGUUGUCGUGCGCUUUACUGCUCAGCACCCUCUAUAAAACAAGCCCGAAAUGAUCGUAUUAUUUAUAACCCUCUCAUCCUUGUUUUUUCACGAAAAGGACACUGAGAACCUUUGAGUAUCAGACAGCACACGUCACAAGCUGAACGUUCAUUGUCAUUGAAACUAAUGCUCACAACAACGAAUCGAAACAGUUACUAGCCAGUUUAGUUUGUAUCAAGCGCUCCUUGUGACCCUUACUAGAGUAACAAUGAAUGCACAAGUAUCGCUCAUUGCGAUUGAGAUCGUCUGCCUUCAGUGCAAUGACCAGGGGCUGUAUAACGUAAAAUGAUUCCAAACUGUUUUGAUUCCAAACUCCUGACGUCAAAUUUACGCAAGCACCGACGCAAGCAUCGGGCGGUGACCCGCAACGUUGUCUGAAUAGCCCAAUCAAACACUCUCAUCGUUUGUAGGAGGUCACCUUUGUUCGCUUUCAAAACCAAUAACAUUGUCUACACUCGGCGGUUAUUUGUAUCUAAUUGGCUGACAAGAGGCGAGCACGCUCUAGUGGAGAGGGUUUCGAUGGGGCGGAGCCAGCACGGUGAAAAUAGAUAACCGCAUGAAGAGGGUGGUGCCGGCUUCUCCAAUGGGUCCGCUUCGCCAUACUUAGCUUGCGGUGGGUGGUCGAAAAUGGCGGCGGCGUGCAACGGAAGAAUAAGAAUGCCGCUAAAAUGGAUCCUCAGCAAGGAAGAGUUGGUAUAGCGAUGUCGUAUGUAUGCCGAAAGGGCUCGAUAACGUUUUACUGCCACGCAAAAAGGUUUAUCAUGCGCAAAUAAAUAGAUGCUCACCGGUAGUGCGAGUAGCGAGGGCCUGAGCGAUCGGCGGGCAGCCAUCUUCUAUUCCUUUCGGAACGGUGCAGUCUAUGGCUAUUCAGAAAAAUUGUCAGUUUUGUUCGGCAUAUUAAUGCAAUUUUUCCGCGUACACGUCACUUUGACAUGGUGAGUUUUCGUGGUUUUGUGAGGUCACGUGACAGACAGGCGAAGUGGGCGUAGCCAGAAAACAUUGGACCAAUAGCAGAGGUCCAAUGGUGAAAAGGGGUCGAAUCAGGAAUGAUUAUUUUUCUUUUGUGCGGUUUAAUCAUGCAUAAUCAGUGUGUACACGUUAUGUGAGAUGGGGAGCUAUAGCGGUUUUCGUGACGUCGCGUGACAGGCAGGCGAAGUUGGGAGUGGCCCGAAAAUGUUUUCACCAAUCGUGGAGGCUGAUUGCAGAAAUUGCAAUCAAAACAGUCUGGAAUCAUUUACGUUACAGCGCCCCAGAUUCAUUAAAGUCAACGAAUCCAGCAGUUACGGCUUUGGGCACUUCAAGGUGCCGAUUUAGCGUGUGAGCGCAGUCACGCCCGAUGCACAUUUCGCUUUUACGCAGCUCAUUAUAGGUACCUGUUCAGUCAGACAAGCAAUGGCUGUGCAAAAUCUCACGAAUGUCUCAAAAACUGAUUCCGCGUGUACGGAAAUCUUGAAAACAUGGUGCAAUCUCUUUGUCGUAGCUACCGCGCCCUGUUAUGGCGCUUCAUGUCGUCUGUAAAUCAACCACAUUUCUAGAAGAAGUUUGAAAUAAAACUACCUCCACAUGUGAUAAAAUCGAAA